UGCAGCAGCACCACAGAGGUUAGCUCAGUUCUCCAGUGUUUAAUGGCAGUUAGUGGACAACAGAUAGAAGCAGGAGAAUCACAGUGAGCUUCUGACACAUGGAAGCCAUGGAGGAGUUCAAACGAGGGAAAUCUGAUACCCUGGACAUACAGUCAGAGGGUGAGGAGAUGACCCCGGUUACCCUGGUAACCACAAUGACCCCUGACACCGAGGUGAACUCUGAGCCUUCCCAGGCAGAGCUGGCUCAGUGUGAGGCGGAGGUCGGAACUCUACUCAGCAUCAUUGCUGAACUCAACAGGAAAAUGGGCGCAUUACAAGCACCAAGUGAUCCAGAUGACCUUAAACCACAGGAGCCAGUCAUCCUCCCUCCGGCUCCAGCCUCCCUGUCCAGCCCCCCUCCAUCCCUCUGCAACCCAGAGAAACACACUGGCACCGCAUCUAAAGCCCCAGUAACCAACAGAGAGGGUAGUGGUGAAGUAUGGUCAGAACUCCAGGGAGUCAUGUCUGUUCUGGAGGGUUCCAUUAACACCAGGAGGGCCUGGGCUGCCUCUCACACUGCCUGUGGCCAGGACGGACAGAUGGAACACCUCACAGCCGCCAGGGACAGCUGGGUACAAGUCACACAGGUCUUAGAGGAGAUGGAGAGAGAGUUUGGGAUCUCGUACCCGUCUGGUCUGCCCCCCGAGGAGCGUCAGCAAUACCAGAAGGACAUCCUGGCACUUCACCAGCGGAACUGUGACCUGCGCAGCAGCCUACAAAGCAGACAGGAAGAACUAGAGGGGGCAAAGGUCACGGUGGGAGACAUAGAGGUUGAGAGGAACAGUCUACAUGAGAAGUUACUGGGCCUCCAUAAGGCGUGGCGAUCAGGCAGCCUCUCUCCUCCCUACAGCUCCUCAGGGAGCUCCAGUGGUGUGGUUCUGAGUCCUGGCUGGGCCUCCCCUGGUUCCCCUGGUUCCCCUUCAUUCCUUGGCUCUCCUCCCUUCCCCGGGUCACCCCUGUUCCUCAGAAGACCCAUCGCCAUGGGGAUCUUCCCGGCCCUCUCUACUGGGGGGGACAUAUCCUCCUCGGCCUCUCCAUCACCUUCCCCCUGGCCUGGGAGUGUCCCACAAGGCAGCCCCUGUCGUAGCCCCAGCCCCAGCGUCAGCCUGGAGGGUGAGACAGACAGACUACAGAGGUGUAUAGAAAGGCUGAAGGCCCGGAACGAGCGUCUGACUGCAGCUCUGGACAAGAGAAAGGGAGAGUCUGAGCUGAUCAGUAUGACGCUCAGCAGACACGAAGCUGACAGCACAGCCCUGCAGAUGGCUCUCCAAUACUGCGAGGAGUGUGAGGAGGCCUACAGUGAGUUACUGUCUGUGUACGAGGGCAGGAGACAGCAGGUCAUACCACACUGGAGACACAUAGCAGGCCCGGUUAUGGAGAGUCAGCAGCCCAACAGUCCCAGGCCGUCCCUUAGGAGUCUAAGAACUGAGGAGUUGUCAACCUCCUUCUCAACACCAGGGGGUGCUGUUGAGACAGAAACAUACAUCCAGACCAGGUUCCAUCUCUAUUAUACAGCCAGGGGGUCCGAGGUAGAGGGGUGCGAGGCGGACAUUCGGGAGCGUAUCGAGCGGUUGAAGCAGGACAGGGCAGCAGUGUGUGUCCCUAAGCCAGGGCCUGGGGGAGAGGGGAAUCUCAGCCCAGAUACAGGCACCCUGGCUGGGCUUAGAGGGACCCGUGGAGGACAAGGGGGCCAGGACACCUCCAACCCCCAGAGCACCAAGAGAGAGAAGGCUGUUCUGCUCUAUGACCUGGUCACUGUCAGGGAGGAGAUGUCGGAGCUGCGAGGUUUAAUCCGUCUGACGGAGAAGGAGCGGAGGUGUCUGGACUGGAGUCUAAUGGCCCAGAAGGCCCAGGAUGCAGCUGGAGCCCUGAUCUCUGAGAGCCUCGCUGAGGAGAUAGAGGACAGGAGGACAGAACAGCAGAGGACUUCUGAGAACGAGGAUAAGCUAAGCAGCGAUGGAGACACCCCUGGGCCUCAAAACCGUGCCAUCCUUCGAGAGCUACAGGCUGUCCUGCAACGGGAGCAGGUGCUGAAGAGGAGAGUGUUGGCGGUGAGGGAGUCUCUGGACUUGGUUCUCUCCGACAGCGCCUCUCGCAGGAGAGGCAACGAUGAGCAGAUGGCUCGGCUCGCACAAGCUCACAGCAAGGCCACAGGGUCGUACCGGAACGCUCGCAGGAAGUACAGGGAGAAGCUGUGGAGGCUGGAGAGUCAGGUGUCAGCAAUGUCAGAUCGUCACAUGACCCAGAUCGGGGCCCUGAAGGCCACGCUGGAGGCCAUGGAGUGCAGGAGGGAGGAGACUGUACUCUGACUGAGCUGAGGUCAGCUUCUGGGGACAUUGGUCCUAACUUCUGGUACAGGGUCAGAUAUUAUAAUCCAAAAUGGUUCGGAUGAAUUUGGGAUUUGAGCGUUAGGAUUAGCCUCGUACUACCAUCCUGAUCUCGCGAGUUUACAUAAAAUAUGUUUUACUACCGCUACUUUACUACACCUACUUUACUACACCUACUUUACUACACCUACUUUACUACACCUACUUUACUACACCUACUUUACUACACCUACUUU
Molecule: messenger RNA, 2602 nt
Organism: Oncorhynchus kisutch (coho salmon)
Lineage: Eukaryota; Metazoa; Chordata; Actinopteri; Salmoniformes; Salmonidae
Gene: ushbp1
Product: Usher syndrome 1C binding protein 1
Exons: 14
Coding region: 99-2348 (749 amino acids)
Source: RefSeq, a predicted model, not a curated record